AUGGGAUUCUCCAAUAGGACCAGAGUGAAAUCUACAGUCGAUUCCAUCCACCGGUCCUCACGUACUGCAUCCCUGGAGCGUCAGGAACUUGUUCGCUGCAUCGAAGAACGUGCUCGGUCCUUCCCCGCCUACGACUCCCCUGGACUCAUUAAACCGUUAGUGCAGCGAUACGGAGUAUCGAACCAAUACAGAGAUCACUAUUGUUGGUUUUCUGACGGACCAUAUCCGGACGGCAAUAUCGAAUCUACUUUCUUCGUCUACAUCCAAACAAACUGCACUGGAGGCGGAACGAACUUUCCUCGAUUGAAGGCGCCGGAGGAAGAAAGUGGUGCGAUUCAUUGA
Messenger RNA from Hyaloscypha bicolor E, 342 nucleotides. RefSeq lists its product as uncharacterized. The record is from RefSeq and is a predicted model, not a curated record. Lineage: Eukaryota; Fungi; Ascomycota; Leotiomycetes; Helotiales; Hyaloscyphaceae. The coding region runs from base 1 to 342 and encodes 113 amino acids. The transcript has 2 exons.